GGAAAACUGAGUAAUGGAAAUGAGGAUAAGAAAAAAAAGAUAAAGAAUGUUGACCUAUUGAUUAAAUAAUUUUUGAAUUAUAUUUUUAGACAAUGACAAUUGUAAAAAUACUGGUACUGUGAAAGCUGCAAGAAAUAGGCUAAAUUAGUGCAAGGAAGAAAUAAAAGGGAAUAAUUGUAACCCAUUAUUCUCUCAUUUGUAACUGUGUAAAUAAUUUAACAACCAGAUUUUUUUUAACUGAGCGGAAAAGUGGAAGAAACUCAAAAAAAAUUUUUUUUGCUACAUGAAAGUUAUAAAUAUGAACACAGGAGGGCGCUGUUUUUAUUUUCUGACUCUUAAAAGGUGCUAAGAUUAACUGUGAUUGGCAAAUGUGCCGCAAUGUGAUUGGUCAACUCGAUAAGGAAGGCGUGGCUAGCCCACUGUGUUUAUGUGGCUGCCUGUUCUCCGGAGUAACAACAGGCUCUCCGCUAUGUGAAUUCUCGACUGAAUUAGUUGCCGUUUUGUUCCGCUAGCUAACGUCUCGGUGUUAUGCACGCGCCUCUGCUAUGGGGCGUCACUAGCGGCUGAAAGACGGAAGAAAACAAGGAAAACGCCGCCGGAAUGGCAGGCGCCUUUGGCUUUAAAGGCUGCCAGAAAAUUCGAGGUCCGCAGAUAAGGAGCCUGCUGGAGGCGAAAGACUUCUUCCUCUUCGACUGCGACGGGGUCAUAUGGCACGGAGAGAAUGCUAUCACCGGCGCCGCCAAGGUGGUCAACGCGCUCAUCCGCCACGGGAAAAACGUGGUGUUCGUCACCAACAACUCCACCAGGCCGCGGGAGAAUUACGUGCAUAAGUUCUCCAGGCUGGGCUUCACCGACGUGAUGCUGGAGCAGAUCUUCAGCUCGUCAUACUGCUCGGCUCUGUACCUGAGAGACGUGGUGAAGGUCUGCGGGCAGGUGUUCGUCAUCGGCUGCGAGGGGCUGCGCACGGAGCUGCAGGAAGCGGGUAUCCCCUGCCUGGAGGAGACCGACGACCCGGACGCCACCAUCUACGACUGCGCCCUGGCUCCAGACGUGAAGGCGGUGCUGGUGGGGCACGAUGACAAACUGACUUUCCUCAAACUGGCCAAAGCCUCGUGCUACCUGAAGGACCCGGACUGCCUGUUCCUGGCCACCGACAACGACCCCUGGCACCCGCUGUCGAGUGGAAGGAUCCUGCCAGGUUCUGGGUCCCUCACCGCAGCCCUCGAGGUCGCCUCGGGCCGCAAAGCCACUGUGAUCGGCAAGCCGAGUCGCUUCAUGUUCGAGUGCAUCUCCAGCCAGUUCAGGGGGGUGGACCCGGCCCAGUGUCUGAUGGUCGGGGACCGCCUGGAGACGGAUAUGCUGUUCGGCUCCAACUGCGGCCUGGACACCAUGCUGACGCUCACCGGAGUGUCUCAGAUCGAGGAGGCGGAGGAGUACCGGAAUAGUGACCUGAGCACCAACCACAGCCUUGUGCCUGAUUAUGUGGUGGACACAAUUGCUGAUUUUCUACCAGCCUUUGAGGAACUGGAGGAAGAGAGCAAUUGAUGUGUGGUGUCCACCAACCUCUUGUAGGAUUCAGUGCUGAAUCUGGCAUGCGCACAAAUUUCUCCUGAACAUAAAGGCACUGUUUUUAUAGCCAGGAGGACAAGAUAUUCUCUGCUGAAAUAAUCCUGUGCAUCCCUGUGUUCCUCUUGUUGUCGUAGCCAUUUGUGACUUGACUGUUUGCUGUGCUUAACCAGUAUUUUUGCUCUUGGUUGUGUUAGAUUUUCUGGUAUUUGCAGCCAAAAUGUUUUUAUUUUUAAAUCCAUGAAUUUUUCUGAAUUCAUGAGUAGAUUUUUUUCUUUUUUUUUGCCAAAACAUGUACAAAAGCAGAGGACCUGCGUGUUUGCCUGAUGUGUGAACUUCCAGAAUAACAAGCUCAAAUGUGUGGGAGCUUUUGUCAGUUCUGCAGAGACAAAGCUGACAAUCCACCAGCUGUACAAAAGUGUUCAUUCACUUUUGGCCUUUUUUUGUCAUGUCUGUACUACUUGUGCCAAUCCAUGCGAGUAAUGAACAGCUCCCAGAAGCUGCUAGUUUUAUUGCACUGAUGUGGAAUUUGAAUAUUGUGAAUGUUUUCCCUUUAGAGCAUGAGAUCUGAAAAUAAACACCUCAGAGUAUCCAAA
Molecule: messenger RNA, 2162 nt
Organism: Oryzias melastigma (Indian medaka)
Lineage: Eukaryota; Metazoa; Chordata; Actinopteri; Beloniformes; Adrianichthyidae
Product: pyridoxal (pyridoxine, vitamin B6) phosphatase
Exons: 2
Coding region: 601-1545 (314 amino acids)
Cellular component (GO): cytoplasm
Molecular function (GO): phosphatase activity
Source: RefSeq, a predicted model, not a curated record